AUGAAAAAAGUGUCAGAUACUAAUGUUGGUGGCAUCAGUACCAAAUUAUAUUACAUACGGCAAAACAUUAAGAGAAAGCGUAACAAUAGAAACCCAGGCAAUUUUUUGAAUGAAAAACAUCAUCCAAUUAUUCAUGGAGAAGCAAAAGUGUAUCCAUACUUGACUUUCAAGGAUAAAUUGACACAAGUUUGGAUUAAUCAAUACACAUUGUUAUUGUUAUUAAUCUGUGUUAAGAUCUGUUUAUUCAGUUUCUCUUUAAAGUCUUCUUUAUCAGCCUCUGAGUCAUCAACCACAACCACUUGCAAUUUAAUAGACAAGUAUGCCUCAAACAUCAUUUCUGUUCCGCAUUAUACUGCCAAAACAGCCAAUGCGUUGAUUUAUAAAGGGGUCCAAGAAACUAAUUAUGCAUUGGUUGAAGGACUAAAGCUUUUGGUCACCGGUGUUGAAGAAAUUCUCAUUUUUUACAUUGAAGUAAUGCUUGGAACUUAUGUUUGUUUAUUGACGGCUGCCAUCGAUAGUACGGUUGAUAUCGCCACUAAUACCACCGAAUCUAUUAUCGAUCUGGUCAACAAUACUUUGAUUAGUGUCACUAACGAGAUAGAUGAUGGUCUAAACGAUUUGUCGAAGGUUAUCAAUAAUGUUGAAAGUCUUGGAGAGAGCUUUGUUAAUUUAUUCAGUGGGAAUGAUAAUAAUCAAAACCCUCUAAAAACAGUCAAUUUGACGGUUGCAUCCUUAAGAAAUAUAUCAAUCCCCUCAUCAAUCAAUACUGAUUUAGAGAAACUUGCCAAAAAUACUCCUAAUUUUGAUACAGUGGAGAGUAAAACUACCCAAUUUCUACGUGACCUGUUCGAUUUUCUUUAUGGUAAACUUAUAGAUAAUAACACUGAAUUUAUUGGGGAAGCCGAUAGCUUGUCGGUUCCCGAACUCAAAUCCGCACAGAUUUGCCCCAGUCAACUAACAAUCCACAAUAUUUUUUUUGAUGCAGGCAACACUCUUGAAACAGUAUUGAAGGUAAUUUUGGUUGUUUUAGUGAUCAUCAGUAUUAUUAUUAUGGUCCCUUUAUCUUACCUUGAAUAUCGCAAAUGGAGAAAGGUUGAAGCAAUGACUUGUGAAAUUAGUGACUUACAAAAUUCCCUUAAUCUGAAACCACGAAUCUAUGACGUUAUAGAUAAAUCUGCUAACAGAAUCCAGUACUUGGUAUCACAGGCAUUUACAAAGCUCAUUAAGUCACCAAAUCAAAAUCAAAGAAAUGCCAUUCGUUGGAUGACAACCUACUCUUUGACCCCAUCGUCGUUAUUGCUACUUGGGAUUGCCAUGGCAGGCAUUUUGGCUGUUAUAUUACAGCAUUUAAUUCUUUUUUUUGUUUUCAAAUGCCUCAAGAAAGGAUUGUCAGAAUUUAACAAAGAGUCGACUGAUCUUCAAUCAGUGCUUAAAACUGCGGUAUCGGAUUGGACCAACUCCACCAACACUUACCUUUCCAGCACCGAAAGCUCUAUCAAUGAUGGGCUUUUAGGAAUGGUUUAUAAUGCCACCGAAACUGUCAAUACCACAAUCUCGGAGUUCUAUGAUGAUGUGAAUGACGAAAUCACCAAAAUUUUUAAUAAUACUCUAUUUGAGGACCCGGUGCGGUCAAUAGUAAAGUGUGUUAUUGGUAAUAAGAUUGAGGCCGUGGAAAAAGGAUUAACAUGGGUCCAUAAUCAUGCUCUAGUGACUUUGCCUAGGGUGGAAGAGUCAUAUCUUCUGAAUUCCUCCAACUCCAACAGUACUGAUAAUGAAAUGUUUGAUAAAGUGAAAGGGUUUUUGAAGGAUACCGUCGCCACCAUCGUUGCCGAGUACAAGAAAUCUAUAAUGAUAGAACUAAUUAUCUCAUUAGUGUUACUCGGGGUCUUUUUAUUGCAAAUUUUGAUCAGCUGGGGGAUAUUAUGGUUGAAGAAGAAAAAUUUUUUAGAUAAUAGUGAUGGGUUCGGCGAUGAUUCAGACCGAAAAACCUGUCAGACUCAACAAUGUGCUGCUUCGCCAAUAAUAUCUGGCGAAUCAAACCCGUUUGAUGAUAGAUUCAGAUUAGCCGAGCACCGAUCUGAAAAAACAUUAUAUUCUAGUUCCGGUUCUUUUUGGAAAGGACUGCUUGAUAAUUUUGAUACAGAGUCUUCGGGGUACAAUCGAAGCCCGACCAAAACGGAUGCUUCAGAAUAUGAAUUUGAAAUCAUUAAGCCGCCUCCUGUAAAAUAUAGAAAGGUCGAUCAUAAGAACCCGUUCAAUAAAUUAUGA
Molecule: messenger RNA, 2268 nt
Organism: Saccharomycopsis crataegensis
Lineage: Eukaryota; Fungi; Ascomycota; Saccharomycetes; Ascoideales; Saccharomycopsidaceae
Gene: PRM1
Product: pheromone-regulated protein PRM1
Exons: 1
Coding region: 1-2268 (755 amino acids)
Cellular component (GO): mating projection tip
Source: RefSeq, a predicted model, not a curated record